Messenger RNA from Blepharisma stoltei, 3332 nucleotides. NCBI's taxonomy places the organism in Eukaryota, Ciliophora, Heterotrichea, Heterotrichida, Blepharismidae. The record is from the annotation of a GenBank genome assembly.
AUGUCAUUUAGAGCUAAGUCAAUUUCGCACAGAACUCCAAAAUCUUCAAACACAGAAUUCACAAUAGUCACAGUAGCUCCAAAAGGAGGAACUUCAGACAACUCAGCAUUGAGGCUGCUUAAAGCCAAUCAAGAACACGAAAAAAAUUCAUGAAAAGGCAUCUCUAUAGAAACAGUUGGGAGGCCAGGGCAAGGCCUACACACACAACGAGGGACAUCUACAAAAUUUUUGAAAUUAUUUGAAGCUGCCUGCCGACAAAAGCUUGACAAACUAAAAAAAGAAGAAGACUAUCGACCUUCUUUAAUACUGUUUAUGCCAGUAAGUGAGCAGCAAUUAGUAAAGAAUUCUCUGCCUCAAAAUUCCUACUGUAAGGGGAAUUUUUUGCAGCCACACGAACUCUUAUAUAGGAUUUAUAAAACAGAUGCAAAACUUGUCCGAUCAAUUUUUGAAGCAUCAGGGUUUAAUUAUACAGAUUCGCACGAUUGGAAUAUUAUGUGAAUAGGAUCAAGUGCUAAGCCUUACCUAUAUGAAGGUUUAAAUGAGUAUCAGAGAAUCAAUCAUUUCCCAAAUUCUUUUGAAUUGACUAGAAAAGACAGGAUGUGUGCUAACAUUGUAGCCAUGCAGAAAAAAUUUGGUAAGCAAGCAUUUGAUUUUAUACCUGAUACCUUUAUCCUGCCUGAUGAGUAUUCUGACUUUUAUAAUCAAUUUUAUCGAGAUAAAACUGCUCAAUGGAUAUUGAAGCCAUCUGCAAGUUCAAGAGGGCGAGGAAUUUAUUUGAUUGAAAACGUUGAAGAUGUUCCAACUGAUGAGCCUUGUAUAGUUUCCCAAUACAUUCAAAACCCAUUGCUUAUCAAUGGUCUAAAAUUUGAUAUCAGACUUUAUGUUCUCAUAACAAGUAUCGACCCAUUGAAAAUUUAUAUAUAUGAAGAAGGCUUGGCAAGGUUCGCAAGUGAACCUUAUACUCCUGGGAACAAAAACAAUCAUUUUAUCCAUCUGACGAACUAUAGUGUAAACAAAAACAAUGAUAAAUUUGUGCAGAACAAUGACUGAAGACAAGAUGAUGUGGGGCAUAAAUGAAGCUUACAUGCGCUAAUGAAGCAUUUGGAAAGCGUUGGGAUAGAUACUGAUCUGAUGUGGAAUAGGAUUUAUGAACUAGUUGUCAAAGCGAUUCUUUCGGUAGAAGAAAUUCUUAUUGAUAAUGCUAGAAAGCUUGGACUGCAUAGAAAUAACUGUUUUGAUUUGUUUGGGUUUGAUGUUUUACUGGAUUCUAACUUAAAGCCGUGGCUGCUAGAAGUAAACCUCAGCCCUUCUUUGGCGACUGAUGCACCUUUGGAUUUGCAUAUCAAAGGAAAUUUGAUUGCAGAUGCUUUUAAUUUAAUUGGGGUAAGGGUUUAUGACAGAAAAAAAGAAAAUCCUAGUAAGAUUAGAGCAAGAAUAAGGUUUAGGCAAAGCCAAUAUUCUAAUAUAAUGUCUUAGAAGUUUUGCUUUGUGGUGUUUUAUAUAUGAUAUAGAAAAAUCUUAAUUUUUAAUAGAUUUAAAUUUAAGCGCUAAAGAGCAAAAUAUGCAAUUGAUAAUAUUCGCUCUCAACAGAUAGAGCGAAAUCGAAAAAAUAGUGACACCUCUAUUUUAUAUAAAAAUUGGCAUUGAGUAGCAAUGAUAAUUCCUAUUUGUUUGAUAAAAUAUAAAUUUAGGGGAGUCAGCAGUCAGCCUGCGAGAGCUCAAUCUCCAUCUAUGAAAAGGAAGGAUACGAACAGCAGAUCAAAGCUCAAAGAUGUAAUAAAAGAAGCCAUAGAAGAAUAUGAUAGAAGAGGAGGGUUUUUACGAAUUUAUCCUGCCAAGGACUGUGACUAUUACGACCAAUAUUUUUCAACAAUACGGCCCAUUAACAAAGCUCUUUACAAUGCUCUUUUUAAUGAUUCUGCAGAUCUCCACUCAUCAUCUUCAGUCAAAAAUUUUACACGUCCUCAAACUACAUCGCUGCUAAAAAGGGAUAUAAAAAUAAACACCUGUGUAGAUCAAAGCAAUCCCCCCGCAAAUGAUAAUCGAAAUCAAGAUGCUAAUGAGCAAUCUUCAAACAAAAAAAUCAAAGUUGACAGUUUUUCUUGCAUACAGUGCAAGUCUCAAGGUUCUUCAGAAAUUCCUUGCACUCACAAGCAACCUCAAACUGAUAAAAUUGUGGUCACCGGAGAUGAUGUAUUGAUCUGCUAUGCUUCAUAAUAAUAAAAUGGCUACGCACUAAAGUGAUUGCCUCUGAAAACCCUCCCUCUUCCGCGAUAUUUAUUAUUAUGGGAUUUGGUUUUUCUGGUGUAUUGUAUCCACAAUGCCAAAGCAUGGCUUAUCGGGUAAGGCAAGAUAGAUUAGCCCAAGAACUCUAGGAUUCAAUAAGUUUUAUUGUUUUACAUAUCUGGAGGAGGGUGACCCUUGGGCAGAGCACGCGCAGGAGUCAAGCAUAUGGCGAGGCAAUGCGCCCCGUGUGUAUUUUCCUUCCGCAAAGUUUGGAAUGCCCUCGCAAUUUUUUGUGACGUAGGCACUUAGGGGCGUCGACACCAUUUUGGUUAUUGGGAUGGCCUGCGAUAUCUCUGGAUGGGACUUAAAGAGAUGGGCCCAGGCACAUUGCUGAAAAGGCUUGCACGUUAAAAACAAAGUAAGUAAUUAGAUUAGACUGUUAUGUUUCAAGGGUCAUCGAUCUUAUUAAGACAAUUCCAGAAGAAAGACUCAGAAAAGAGUGGAAAAAAUCAAUUGAUAAAUUCAUUUGCCACCACGCUUGGGAAAACCCUGAAGCACACAAAGCUGGAACCUUACUGCAAAAAUUAGAAGUUCGUCUAUCUGAAAUGAAAGAAAUGAAAAGAAAAAAAGUUUACAGCGCUUCUUCACAACCCGAUUCAGAAAAUGACAUGCUUGAAGAAGUUCGUAAUCAAACCAUCGGCAAGUGCUCUAUCAUCCAGCUUGAAGAAAUGCUAAAAUCUUCAUCCAACACAAUCGCUCAAGACAUUGUUUCCUGCAUUGUAGGAAGAGAAAGAGGACUUCUCAGCGAUAUCAUCUCCACUCUUCAAACAAUCAAAACGCAGGAUCAAUCACAAGGAUACUAUGCUGAAGCUGAAUCUGAUGGAGAAAGCUUUUCCAAAUGUAUUGAAAAAUUCAGCAACUUUAAUCCUCUCACUCCACUCCUUUUAAACUAUUAUAUUUUUUUAAGAAAAAAAUUCACCCUCUUAAAUUAUAUUAGAAUUUUUUGCGAAGUUAGCUCUAAACUUGCAGUCAAAGGUUUUUCCUCAAUACAUUGGAGAUCUUCUAUCCCUUAUAUGCGUCCCCAUACAACAAGUAAAUUUAGGUAA